AUGAGUGGACCCUUGGAGCUUUCUGAAAAGUAUGUUGGCUGUGAUGGGGAGCUGCAGCGGCUACAAGUGUCCUGUGAGGUGUUGAGCGAUGUAGACCCUCCUCAGAGGCUCUCGGCGGGCGUGGUCCAGAUGAAGCAGUCGGUAGUGGAGUUCUUAGGGACCCUAGUGGAGCAGGAUGCACAGGGCGCGGCGGAAGAUAUGGACAACGCUUUGGACGAUGACAAUGAAGAAGCAGAAGGUGAAAAUAACUCUGGUAGAACUAACUCAGAUGGACCAUUUACAAAACGCCCAAACCAACGCCUCAACAACAGUUAA
Rattus rattus (black rat) is the source of this 315-nucleotide messenger RNA. RefSeq names its product EKC/KEOPS complex subunit GON7-like. The transcript has a single exon. Gene Ontology annotation, cellular component: EKC/KEOPS complex. Bases 1 to 315 code for a protein of 104 amino acids. The record is from RefSeq and is a predicted model, not a curated record. Lineage: Eukaryota; Metazoa; Chordata; Mammalia; Rodentia; Muridae.